ACGUGUUUGACUCGCAAUCCUCAGAUUCAAUGUCUUAGUCUUACGUAUUACCAGCUUCCCUCUUCUUGCGUCGUUCUCCUGCAAUUAUAAGCUUCACACGUUCCCUAAAUCCGUUAUCACAAUAUCUCGCUGCCUUUUCACGCCACUUGUGACUCUUCCAUUCCCACCAGAAUCACCUUCCCUAUCUUUUAGCCACUGCUAAAACUUGUCCUUUUCCUUUCCCCCCGCAAAAAAUAAAAUAAAAUAAAAUCCAACACAUUUAACAGAUUUCACGCCACCAACGGUGUCUUCGUAACGGAUAUAGCAUAACCUUUUGAUCAUUCGGUAUGAAAAUCCAAUCUCCAACCUCGGAUCCAUCUUUUACAUUCUUCAGAUCAUAGGAUCUAAUAUUGUAUGCAGUUUUGAAAGAAGAAAAAAAAAGGAGAAAAUUUUGAUCUUUGUGUGAUUGUGCUAUUAGAUUAGAUUUUAGUAGAUUCAUUGUGUCGACUAGAACCCUAAUGAAUUAGAAUGCAAUCCAAGAGUUUGAGCCUGGCUCCAGCUCUCACAUUCUUUCCAGGCCUGAAACCCCCUCACAAAACCCUACUAUUCCACCAAAUCUGUGUUCUUGUUAUCACCUUCCUUGCAUAUGCUUCUUUCCAUGCCUCUAGGAAGCCCCCCAGCAUUGUCAAGAGUGUUCUGGGGCCCACAGUGCCAUCCAAUGGAACUCAAGUAGUUUCUGACAUGAGUUCCAUUGAUGCAGGGUGGCCCCCUUUCAAUGGAACACGGGGCACACGCCGGCUCGGUGAGCUCGAUCUUGCAUUCCUUACUUCCUACUCCAUUGGCAUGUAUUUGGCUGGCCAUGUUGGAGAUAGGAUUGAUUUGAGGUUGUUCCUUGUAUUUGGGAUGAUGGGUAGUGGCCUUUUUACUGUACUUUUUGGGUUAGGGUAUUGGUUGGAUGUUCAUGUGUUGGGGUUUUAUGUUGGUGUUCAGAUUUUUUGUGGAGUGUUUCAGUCAAUUGGGUGGCCUUGUGUGGUUGCAAUUGUGGGGAAUUGGCUAGGGGAAUCAAAGAGGGGAUUGAUAAUGGGGGUAUGGAACUCGCAUACCUCAGUUGGGAAUAUCAUUGGUUCGGUUGUGGCUUCGGGGGUUUUGGAGUUUGGCUGGGGUUGGUCAUUUGUGGUGCCUGGAAUCCUGAUCAUUUUGGUAGGGAUUUUGGUGUUUUUGUUUCUUGUUGUGAACCCUGAGGAUAUGGGAUUUGUGCAUCCUGGGAUGGACAUCGAAAUGAGUGUUGAAACGGAUAGUGCAGAGAAUCGGCAGAAAGUUGAAUCGGAGGAAGCAAAGCUGAUUGCGUCUGAAAUUUCAGAUUCUUCAUCUGCAAUUGGAUUUUUGGAAGCAUGGAAGUUGCCAGGAGUGGCUCCGUUUGCUUUCUGUCUCUUUUUCUCGAAGCUCGUGGCUUACACUUUUCUGUAUUGGUUGCCCUUCUACAUAAGGCACACAGCUGUUGCAGGUGUGCAUAUGUCUCACAAAACUGCUGGGUUACUUUCAACCAUAUUUGACAUUGGGGGAGUCCUAGGUGGAAUCACAGCUGGUUUCAUUUCUGACCUAAUAGAAGCACGGGCUAUUACUUCAAUUCUGUUCUUGUUUCUAUCAAUUCCAGCUCUUGCUUUGUAUCGCAUUUUUGGGAGCCUCUCCAUGUUGAUCAACAUCAUUUUAAUGUUUCUGUCGGGAUUUUUGGUGAAUGGUCCAUACUCACUUAUCACAACUGCUGUGGCUGCUGAUCUUGGUACACAAAGCAUGAAUGAUCGGAAUUCUCGGGCGCUGGCUACUGUUACUGCAAUCAUAGACGGCACUGGUUCUGUUGGAGCUGCCCUUGGUCCCCUUUUGGCAGGAUAUAUUUCAACUAGGGGAUGGAACAGUGUCUUUUUUAUGCUCAUUCUGUCUAUUUUCUUUGCUGGUUUAUUCCUGAUUCGUAUAGCAAGAACUGAGAUAAGAGAGAAGCUUUCAGGAAAGUGAUUUUAAAUAUUUUAGAAACACUUUUGAUUAUUUAGUUAGGCCCUUUAUCGAUGGCACCUUUUACUACACAGGAAUUAGCUAUUGUUGGAGAAAUUGUUGAAAGGUUUCAUUUAAUAUUUGUAUCAUAUGCUCAUUCUUUAUUCACUGUUUGUAAAAAAAAGUAAACAAAUGUAUACGAAUGUUGAGGGUGGGAUAAUUCAACUUCUUUUUGGUAUUUUACUGUUUA
Messenger RNA from Glycine soja, 2215 nucleotides. RefSeq names its product putative glycerol-3-phosphate transporter 5. Gene Ontology annotation, molecular function: transmembrane transporter activity. NCBI's taxonomy places the organism in Eukaryota, Viridiplantae, Streptophyta, Magnoliopsida, Fabales, Fabaceae. Gene Ontology annotation, biological process: phosphate ion homeostasis; transmembrane transport. The transcript has 2 exons. Bases 508 to 1989 code for a protein of 493 amino acids. The record is from RefSeq and is a predicted model, not a curated record. Gene Ontology annotation, cellular component: membrane.